GUGCGUGAUGAAAACCCUACAUUCUCCAGACCAUCUGGAGAAGGUUGACAUGUCCGCUGGCAUUGGCAUGAUGGCUGGGAGCAACGGAACGGAUCUGCCCAAAGGAAAUGGACGGCAGCCCGAGGUCAUUGAUGGAAUGGACGACGAUACUCUGAGCAAGGCCAGAAAAGCCGCGAAAACACAUCUGUACGCUCUGCGAGAUCAUGUGGAGCAGGCGAUGGAGGCUUUCCAAAGGCUUGAAAGCGUUGUCUUCAUGGCUGCCGAGACAGUGAAGGCAGACCGCCGUGCGCUGAUAGAAGACAGAAUAGCAGCCGCUAGCGAGCGACACAAGGCAGAGGCCGAGCUCGCAAACAAACAGGACCAGCUUCGAAGGGAGCAGGAGGAACUGCGGCAAGCUCGUGAGCAGCUGGAACAAGAGCGCCGGCAGCUCAAACAGCAGCUUCGGCAAACGCAAGUGCAUACUCCAGCCGAAAGUCAGACCAUGACACCGCCAAAGGCGCCCGUGGUCAGCGAAGAUCAGGCUGUGAUGCCGAGCAAGGUGUCACCUGCCAGCAUGGCAGGGUCUUGGAGCCCCGCGCAGGUGCUGGCAGCUUCGGGCCGAGUCAUCGUGUUCGGUGGGUUCGAUGGAACUGCAGACCACCGGAGCACUGAAAUCUUGGACACGGCCAGCAUGACCUUCUCCAUGGGUCCUACGAUGGGCGUCGGCCGCAGCGGCUGCGCUGUUGCCUCCUUGGACGAAAGAAGAGUCCUGGUGGCCGGUGGUUUCGAUGGCUCUAGGAGUCUCGAUACCACAGAGCUGGUGGACCCAGUUACACUGAAGGUCACUGCUGGCCCGAGAAUGGGCACCAGGCGUAAUGCUUGCGCAGCGGUGCGACUGGAUGCGAAGAGUCUGCUAGUAAUCGGUGGUUCAGAUGAUGCCAGCGAGCUGGACUCCACGGAGGUACUUGAUUUGGAGAAGAUGACCUUCUCCAGUGGUCCACGGAUGGGAACCCGUCGAAAUGCCUGCGCAGCAUCAUUGAUUGACAGCCAGCGCUUGCUGGUCAUCGGCGGUUCAGACGGUGGCAGUGACCUGGAUAGCACCGAACUGCUCGAUCUGGGUUCCAUGACAUUCUCUGCUGGGCCCCGGAUGAGCACUCGCAGAAACUUUUGCGCAACAGCGCUUCUACAACCGGGACCGAGUGUAGCUCCCAGAGGCUUGCUGCUGGUCCUGGGCGGUUCUGAUGGCUCCAGCAGUUUGGACAGCACCGAGGUGCUGGAUGUUUCGAAGAUGACGUUCCAGCCGGGCCCUAACAUGGGCACCUGGCGAAGCGGUUGUGCAGCCGCCACGCUGAGCUCUGACCAGCUGCUGGUUGUUGGUGGCUUUGAUGGCUCCAACCACCUGGACAGCACGGAGGUGUUGGACGUGAAGCACAUGUCUUUCACGUUGGGGCCACGCCUGAGCACCUGGCGGAGCGGUUGCGCGUCAGCUCCCUGCUGA
Messenger RNA from Symbiodinium pilosum, 1477 nucleotides. The record is from the annotation of a GenBank genome assembly. NCBI's taxonomy places the organism in Eukaryota, Dinophyceae, Suessiales, Symbiodiniaceae.